CAAAUCGACGCGUAGAAUCGAGAUUCAAAAGGCGGUCAAAAAUCAACUGCCAAUAUGGCGUGAUAAUCCAACGUCUGUCCUGGGCCUGGAAGCUGCUUCUCAGCCUAUGACCGAUGACUACGCCGUUUCUUUAUAUUAUUCUACAAAUCGACUCAGCACCCAGGCGUCGCUUGUGCCUGUUCAACUUAGACUAGCCUACGUUGCAAUCCAUCGUUUACGAGAGCAGCUUGGCCCCGAAUUCCACAUCUUAGCGGACUACAUUUGCGUUACAUCCGUUUGUACUUCCGGCGAUACAACCAGUCCAGAAAAUGUUGGGAGAUUGAUAUCUGAAUGGAGCCGAAAGGGGAAGCAAUACGACUCAAUUGCAGCGAGCUUAGGGGGUACGGAUGCGCUGUUAGUGCUUCCUGAAGAUAUUUCUCCAACUGUGUGGGAACGCCUACCUGUGAUAGGAGAUGAUCGAGAUAACAUGAUCACAGCUCUUCUUAAUAGGGGAAUUAAAACAGCAGUGAAGGAAUGUGACCAUGUGACUGAGCUAAUUUUUGGCCAUUUGACCUACAAGAUGAUGGAAUGGAUUCAAGGGAAUUUUCUAACAUGGGCCGCCACGAACAAUAUCAAUUUCAGAUCAAAGAAACCAACCAGGUCGAAGUCAAAUCCGAAUGGUCGACCGGUCAAACGUCGGAAUCUGUCUUCUCAUUGCGAUCAUCAUAUAACGAAAGUAUUGCAAGAGAGCUCGAUGGGUCGGGGUUAUGAAAUCCAAGAAAAUUCUGCUUGCUGUCAAGCUGCGCAUUUGGCCGGGUUUUAUGUCGACUCCGCGCCAUUCGUGAAGGCGCUGUGUGAUGCCCAAAGGCAGCCCAGCUCUACAAACGAAACUUUUCCGAUUUGGCCUACCCGACUCUCUGCUGACUUGCGAAAAUACAACGUGCCGGAUAUUGUUACUCGAAACACAGAUGGAGGUGGCGGGUACCCAGAUAAGGACAUGGCAACAGAACUCGAAAAGCACAACAAAAUCCUGCCAGAAAUCUUAGCGAGUCGUCCACAGCAGUUCCAGCAACCUGUUACAGUUACAAAGAGUGAUGCAAUUCCAAUGCUACCCUACUGGCCUUGGGAGACGGAGUUAGUAGAAUUGCCACUAGUGGACAUGCGAUAGUGCGGUGGGGUGAAGUCUUUCGGAAGAACUGAUAAAUAUGGAGUCUUCCCUGUUAGUUAUGAACUUGGGAUUAAUGUUAGGGACAAAAGCUUUAUCCUGUG
Trichoderma asperellum CBS 433.97 is the source of this 1248-nucleotide messenger RNA. The record is from RefSeq and is a predicted model, not a curated record. NCBI's taxonomy places the organism in Eukaryota, Fungi, Ascomycota, Sordariomycetes, Hypocreales, Hypocreaceae.